UAGGGUGAAGGCUAAAUCUGAGAAGCCGCAUCCAAAACCGACCGUCACUGAACGAGGUGUCAAUCGGCCAUGACAAGGAUCCCUUUUCUACGAUUCCUCGACAUCGCGACAAGACGCAAAAGCCCUUGAGAAGGAAGGAUCCUUGGCCACUGCUUGGUUGGUUGCAAUUUCUCACUACAUUUUCGUCUAAUCAUAGUUGCGUUGCCAUUCUCAUUUUCAGUUCCUCUGGCAAAAGAAAAAAACAGGACACAGUUUUUUCAUUCUCCUUGAAUUGUUUUUUAUUCUCUGAAGCAACACCAUGAUGUCUUCCUUUCGUCUUGCCGCCUCUCGAGGCAGAACAUCGCUCCUGACCAAGGCUGCUUAUUCCACUACAUCCGUUGCAGCCUCCAAGAAUGUGGUGAUUGUGGCAGGAACCCGACUUCCUUUUGCCACAACGACCACCACGUACUUUGACGAAUUGGCCGUGGAUCUUCAACGCUUGGCCAUUUCGGGUCUCUUGACCCAAACGGCGCUGCCCAAAGAAGCCGUCGACUAUGUCAUUUGCGGCAAUGUCAUUCAAGAAGUGCGAACAUCCAAUAUUGCACGAGAAGCUGCCAUCAAUGCUGGCUUGCCCGUCACCACGGGAGCUCACACGAUUGCUCAGGCGUGUAUUUCUGCCAAUGCCGCUAUUUGUGCCGGAGCCGAAAAAAUCAUGACGGGACAUGCCGAUGUGGUCAUUGCCGGAGGAUGCGAAACAUUUAGUGAUGUCCCCAUUCGAUUGAGUCGCGUACUGCGCCAAAAAGCACUUACCGCACAAAAAGCCAUGAAAAAGGGAGGCACAUUGGGAGCCAUUCAGCACGUCCUGAAAGGACUCAAAAUGAAAGACAUCUCUCUGGAAACACCCGCCAUUGCCAAUUACACUACCGGUGAAGUCAUGGGAGUCAGUUCCGACCGAUUGAGUGCCAAAUUUGGAGUCUCACGGGAAGAACAAGACGAAUUCACCGUGCGAUCCCACACGCUCGCUGGAAAAGCUCAUGCUUCUGGAUGGUACAACGAUGAAAUUACGGCCUACAAGGGAUCCACCGAAGAAAAUGGAAUCAAGGCAGAUUCUACUGUGGAAAAGGUUUCCAAGCUAAAGCCUGCAUUUGUCAAGCCUCAUGGAACUCACACGGCUGCCAAUUCCAGUUUCUUGACAGAUGGUGCAGCAGCCAGUCUAUUGAUGAGUGAAGAAAAGGCGCUGGAAAUGGGAUUCAAACCAUUGGCCUAUUUGAGAGAUUGGUCCUUCAAGGCGUGUGAUCCCUUUGAAGAACUUCUCUUGGGACCUACGUAUUGUUCACAAGAAGUACUCUCCCGCAUGGGACUCAACAUGGAAGCAGACAUUGGUGUCUUUGAGAUCCAUGAAGCCUUUGCCGGACAGAUUCUAUCCAACUUGACUGCCAUGGACAGUCAAAAAUUUGCCGAUGACAAGUUUGGUGGAAAAAAGGUUGGAAAGGUCGAUUUCGACAAGAUGAACACCAAAGGAGGAUCGCUCUCCAUUGGGCAUCCCUUUGGGGCCACUGGAUCGAGGCUCGUUACCACGGCAUCGCGUCGGCUCCAAGAAGAAAACCAACGCUUUGCAUUGGUGGCGGCUUGUGCAGAUGGUGGAAUGGGGCAUGCCUGCGUACUAGAGCGUUAUGAUAACUAGAUUUUAAAUGAUAAUAAAGUAAUAAGUAAUCCAUGAGGUUCUGC
Molecule: messenger RNA, 1707 nt
Organism: Seminavis robusta
Lineage: Eukaryota; Bacillariophyta; Bacillariophyceae; Naviculales; Naviculaceae
Source: the annotation of a GenBank genome assembly